Molecule: messenger RNA, 834 nt
Organism: Eimeria necatrix
Lineage: Eukaryota; Apicomplexa; Conoidasida; Eucoccidiorida; Eimeriidae
Product: gorasp2-prov protein, putative
Exons: 5
Biological process (GO): Golgi organization
Cellular component (GO): Golgi apparatus
Molecular function (GO): protein binding
Source: RefSeq, a predicted model, not a curated record
GGCGCGUACCGGGGCGUGUCGGACUUGAUAUUGGGGGCUGAGGAGCACUUGGGGUCUUUUUUGUCUCUUUACGUUUUUAAUAAAGAGACAGAAACAAUUCGAAAGGUUCGACUCGAGCCGAGGGAUGACUGGGGUGGCAGCGGCUGCAUUGGCUGCGACGUUGGCUCUGGCUUUUUGCACCGAGUUCCUUUCUCUAGAGCAGCAAAGGACGUAGCAGCAGCAGCAGCAGCAGCAGCAGCAACAGGAACAUCUUCCACUGCAGCAGUAACUCCAGCACGGGGAGCAGAAAGCCGCUCGGACUCUUUGCCGCCACAUGAGCCGCAGCAGCAGCAGCAGCAGCAGCAGCAGCAGCAGCAAAUGCGCCAGGUGUUGGCUGCUGAUUUCGAGGGCGUCCCAUGGGCGCAGGACCCCGCAGCAGCAACAGCAGCAGCAACAGCAGCAGCAGCAGCAGGUCUAGGCAUGGCUCCUCUGGAUGCUUCUGAUCCUGCAGCAGCAGAUGUUUUGGCUUCUUGUCUGCUGCUGCCCACAACUAAUUCCCCCCUUAGAGACCCGGCCUUCCCCGCGGGGCCCACAGGGGAGCCGCAGUGUACGUACAGCAGCGGAGGCCCUGGAGGUGGCGUUGUGCAGCAGCAGCAGCAACAAAAGCAGCAGCAGGAAGAGCUGCAGCAGCAGCAGCAGCACCAGGAUAGUGCAGCAGAUCUGCUGCAGCAGCGAGGUGCAGCAUUCUGCAACAACGCAAAGAGCGCCUAUCUCGCGUACGACCUUCCCUAUGCUGCGGCUAUGAUCAGCCACUCCGGAGCUGUUAUCGAAGGCAAGCAAGGCCUCCUUUUGUAG